GCGCACGGCGUGUGCCCCGGACCGCGUCUCUGCUCCACCGGAGACUGUCCACAGUGCGCGGACAUGAAGGCGACACCGUAACCAACACCGUGACCUCCACCAACACGCGCACGACCCGGACAGAGGAGGAGAGCUGCAGACUGAGUGGCGAUCCGUGUCCGGCUGCAGUACCCUGGGAGUCAUGAGGACCAGAGGGCUCGGGAGACAGUCCUGAAGUUUGAUGGAGGGCCAUGCUCUUCAAACAGCAGGCACAGCUCAGACAGAAGCUCCUGGUUCUGGGCAGCCUUGCUAUUGGAAGUGUGCUGUAUCUGGUGGCCCGUGUGGGGACUUUGGAAAGGCUGCAGCCAGUCUGCCACGUGGAGCACAGCCUGCUUCCUGCGCCUGAACAGAUCCCACUGCGGAGCCUCCAGUUCAAACGCGCUCUGCUCCAUGAGCUGCGCCGAGGCAAUGGCACAAAGGAGCAGCUGGGGCUGCAGCGGCUGGUGCAGCAGCUGCCUCAAGCCAUCAUCAUCGGGGUGCGGAAGGGCGGCACGAGGGCGCUCCUGGAGAUGCUUAACCUGCACCCGGCUGUGGUCAAAGCAUCACAGGAAAUACACUUCUUUGACAAUGACAAGAACUAUGCUCGUGGCAUUGAGUGGUACAGGAGCAAAAUGCCCUUCUCUUUCCCCCAUCAGAUCACAAUUGAAAAGAGCCCUGCAUACUUCAUCACAGACGAGGUCCCUGAACGCAUCUUCAAGAUGAACUCCUCCAUCAAGCUACUCAUUAUUGUGAGAGAGCCCACCACCAGAGCUGUGUCAGACUACACACAAGUGCUGGAGGGUAAAGAACGCAAAAACAAAACCUACCACAAGUUUGAGAAACUAGCCAUAGACUCUAGUACAUUUGAGGUGAACACGAAGUACAAAGCUGUCCGUACCAGCAUUUACACUAAACACCUGGAGCGCUGGCUCAAGUUUUUUCCUGUGGAGCAGUUCCAUAUUGUAGAUGGAGACCGCCUCAUCACAGACCCUCUGUCUGAGCUGACGCUGGUGGAACAGUUCCUCCACCUCCCGCCCAGAAUCAGCCCCUUCAACCUCUACUUUAAUGCCACCAGGGGGUUUUACUGCUUGCGAUUCAACAUUGUCUUCAGCAAGUGCCUAGCAGGCAGCAAAGGACGCAUCCAUCCUGAGGUAGAGCCCUCUGUGCUGACCAAACUGCAGCGCUUCUUCCACCCUUUCAACCAGAAGUUUUACCAGAUCACUGGACGGACCUUCACCUGGCCUUGAUCCUCACAGCUUUGCUCCAGACUGUGUGUGUCUAGGAUUUAUGCAUAAAUCAGCUCUAAACACUUUGUAUUUUAUCUUCUGAAGAAAAAGUAUAAACAUCAAGGCAAAACACCAUACAAAGAGCAUCCAUCCAUUUUUUUCUGCUAAAUAUUUAUUGUAUGCUGACCACUAGGUAUGCUCACUUCAAGACAGACCUGCUGAUGUUCAAAAUAGGCAUGCUUUGAGUGAACUGGAGCACUAUUCAAAACAUUUAUAUAAACUGCAGAAGAGAUUAACUCAAAUGACCCCUAUGAUAUUCAUACAAAAAAUAUCCUUCUCUAGUUUUGUCAGGAAUUAUCUGUUAAUUAGAUGUUUGCCGUUUGGGGCAUUAAAGCAGGUGUAUUAACAUAUGUUACUGAAUAAAAAUGUUUAACUAUA
Molecule: messenger RNA, 1682 nt
Organism: Boleophthalmus pectinirostris (great blue-spotted mudskipper)
Lineage: Eukaryota; Metazoa; Chordata; Actinopteri; Gobiiformes; Gobiidae
Product: heparan sulfate glucosamine 3-O-sulfotransferase 5
Exons: 4
Coding region: 231-1265 (344 amino acids)
Molecular function (GO): [heparan sulfate]-glucosamine 3-sulfotransferase activity
Source: RefSeq, a predicted model, not a curated record